Cyprinodon variegatus (sheepshead minnow) is the source of this 2004-nucleotide messenger RNA. RefSeq lists its product as uncharacterized. Bases 118 to 2004 code for a protein of 628 amino acids. The transcript is spliced from 10 exons. The record is from RefSeq and is a predicted model, not a curated record. Gene Ontology annotation, molecular function: GTP binding. Lineage: Eukaryota; Metazoa; Chordata; Actinopteri; Cyprinodontiformes; Cyprinodontidae.
AAACAGGACAUAGUCCACAGCAGGGCUACGCAACAGGCAGAAGAAAAGAACAAUACAGCAACUACUUCACAUGUAAGGCUAACAGCUUCUGAUCUCUGUUUGUAAUGAAUUGUCAUCAUGGACUCUUCAUCAUCCUCCACAACAUCUGGACUGUUUCGCAGAGGUGGUAUUGCCUUCCGUCCCCCUAAAAUGUCUGAGAUGAGGCUCAUUCUGAUGGGGAACAACUGGUCUGACAAGAGUUCAGUCACAAAUUUAUUACUGGGUACAAAUAAGUGCAACAGAGAGGAAGAACCAAACACCUCCAUCACAGUCUCUGGAACAAUUAGGACAACAAAAACAGUUGUAAUAAACACUCCGGAUCUGCUUUGCCCAAUAAUCUCUGAAGACAAACUUAAAGAACAUGUGGAACAUUGUGUGAGUCUCUGUGCUCCGGGACCUCAUGUGUUUCUGUUGGUCGUUCAGCACAACAUCACUAACCAACAAAAGAAGAGACUUUAUAAGAUCCUUGAACUCUUCAGCGAUGAAGCAUUUAACUAUUCAUUGGUACUGAUCUCGACACCUGGAUGGGAAACUUCAGCUACAAAUUAUCCGUCUCACCAGCGACCCCUGCAGGAUCUCAUCAAAAUGUGUGGAGAGAACUGGGUCAGGCUGCAAAACAACCCUGAAGAGCUGCUGCUGAAACUGACUCAAAUUUUGAGAAUGAGCGCUGGGGACCAUAUUGUCUGUGGUCGUCCAAGCCUUGAACCCAUUAAAGAAACUCAUUCAUAUUUGGAUUCUUCAAGCCAUGUUCAUAGCCAGCAAUCACAGACCCACCUGUCUGGUAUUGAGAACAAUGAACCAGUCGGAAGCAUCAAAGCCAUCGUGUCAAUGCUGCAAGAAUCUGAGCUAAAGUUGCAGCAACCAGCCAAGCUUAACUUUGGGGCCAACCAGAAGCCAGAACCAGGAAGCAACAUUAAAAUCAUACAGUCAAAAUGGGAAGCCUCUCACCAGCAGCUGCCACCACAAAUUCAGCUUUCUGUCCAGGAGAACAAGAAACCACAACCAGGCAGGCAGAAUCCCUUCAUGUCAAAGUUCGAAGUGUCUGAGCAGCAGCAGCAGCCUGAAGUUCCGGUGUCUGUCAGUGACGAUGAAGACAGAGAAAUUAACGGAAGCUGGGAAAUGUUCAUGUCAUCAUUAGAAGGCGUAGAACCGAAUCCAGACGAUAUCAGAAUUGUUCUGAUAGGGAAGACUGGCAAUGGGAAAAGCUCAUCAGGAAACACCAUUUUAGGAAGAAAAGAGUUUGACGCCAAAUCAAGUCAAAACUCAGUUACAAAGCAAUGCCUGAAGGAAAAGACUCAAGUAGACGGCCGCUCAGUUUUUGUUGUCGACACACCUGGUCUUUUUGACAACAGUUUGAGCCAUGAAGAGAUUAAGCAUGAGUUGAUGGGGUGUGUUAAUUUUGUUGCUCCAGGACCACAUGUCUUCCUGCUGGUUAUACGGAUCGGUAGAUUUACACCAGAGGACAAAGAGACACUAGAAAUGAUCAAGAAAAUCUUUGGGAAGAAUUCAGAAAAGUUCACCAUCGUUCUUUUAACUGGAGGAGAGUUAUUGGAGCAAGAUGGCCUCACCAUUGAAGAAUACAUUAGACAGGAAUGUGGAGAUCCUUUCAAGCAGCUGGUUGCUGACUGUGGAGGAAGAUACCAUGUUUUUAAAAAUCAGGAUGUAGAAAACCGUACUCAGGUCAGAGAGCUGAUCAGAAAGAUUGACACAGUGGUGAAGGAAAAUGGAGGAAAGUGUUUCACCAAUGAGAUGCUGCAAGAGGCGGAGGCUGCCAUACAGAAGAACAUGAAGAUUAUUGCAAAUGAAACAAGUCACGAAAUAAAGAUAAUGGUGGAGGAACUUGAAAGAAAACUUGCAGCUGAAAAACAGAUCUGGAAAAUAAAGCCUGGAACGGCUAAAACAGAAAAUCUGCGACACGGAACAUUACAGCAGGACGACAGUGAGCCAAAAAGCUGCACCCUGUGA